AUGGCUCCGAUGAAGCUGUACGGGGCGGUGCUGUCGUGGAACGUGACGAGGUGCGCGACGGCGCUGGAGGAGGCCGGCUCCGACUACGAGAUCGUGCCCAUCAACUUCGCCACCGCUGAGCACAAGAGCCCCGAGCACCUCGCCCGCAACCCGUUUGGUCAGGUUCCAGCUUUGCAAGAUGGGGACUUGUACCUCUUCGAAUCACGCUCAAUCUGCAAGUAUGCUGCUCGCAAAAACAAACCAGAGCUGUUGAGGGAAGGAAACCUUGAGGAGUCAGCAAUGGUGGAUGUUUGGAUGGAGGUGGAGGCAAAUCAGUACACCUCUGUACUGAAUCCCAUCCUGUUCCAGGUCCUCAUCAGUCCGAUGCUUGGGGGAACCACCGACCAGAAAGUUGUCGAUGAGAACCUUGAGAAGCUGAAGAAGGUGCUAGAGGUGUAUGAGGCACGUCUGACCAAAUCCAAGUAUCUGGCUGGAGACUUCCUCAGCCUCGCUGACCUUAACCAUGUAUCUGUCACCCUCUGCCUGCUUGCCACGCCCUACGCAUCUGUGCUCGACGCUUACCCGCAUGUGAAGGCCUGGUGGUCUAGUCUGAUGGAGAGGCCAUCUGUCCAGAAGGUCGCUGCCAUGAUGAAGCCAUCUGCUUGA
Messenger RNA from Miscanthus lutarioriparius, 645 nucleotides. The record is from the annotation of a GenBank genome assembly. Lineage: Eukaryota; Viridiplantae; Streptophyta; Magnoliopsida; Poales; Poaceae.